AUAAUAAUAAUAAUAAAUAUUUAUGGCGUGAAAUUGCGCAGACUUUGCCCAAGGACAGUGAGGUGGUCGUUGGCUACUGGAGACAGUGUACGAGUUAACCCAUACACGAGUUGAUUAGGGAGGCAACUGAAUGGCAGGAGUGGCGAGUAAAAGCUGCUGUCUCUUUUCAUGAAACUAAAGAGGGGCUCAGGUUGCUGGUGCCGGGGUGACAUCAACCCAACCCAAAACAUCGGGGGCGCGGGCAGCCAAUGGGAGCGGAGCGUGAGCUGACAGUCAGUGUUGGCACAUUAAGAAGCAAAGUGACAGAAGUUGUAGAGAGGGAAGGGGUGACAGCGAGCAGAAGCGCAUCAGAGCAGUCACUCCCCCCACCCACCUACUAGACAGCACCUUCUCCCUCCCCAAUCCGGGUGCCACUGAAGCCGGACACAGACCACGAGGAGGGCUAAUUUGGGGGGAGACAGCACUGCUGCAGAACAUCACACGCGGACACAACUGGAGGAAUCCGAGCGCUGUCCGAGGUCCUGAAAGUGCCACCCCCGGCUCCUCAUGGGACAGCGCAUGAAACCCUCGGCCCGGCCGCUGCUGAGACUGAUCUGAGCCUCCCCUACUCCUGAUCCGAGCGACACAAUCGCUGCUACUUCUCUCCCUCCUCAUCGAUUUUCCCAUCAUCUGACAGUUAAGGCGCUGAUACCCCCUUAUCGAUCUCCACGUGUGCUUUUUGCCCCGAGGGACCUCAGCCGAGCACUUGACUGUUUCCACCCGAAACACGCGAGGCUGCCAGUGGGAAAGUUUGGUUAUUUCCUCUGAUGGGGACUCGGUGGCAGCUGUAAGGGACUAAAGCUCUUUUUGCCUCGUCCUUGGGUUUAGGGUCAGGGGAUCCAUGUCAUUGUGAGAGUCGAACAAGGCUUUGCCAUGGAAGGGUCUAACGGAUUUGGGAUUGACACGAUUCUGUCUCACAGAGUGGGGAGCCCAGGACUGGCUCAGGGGGACGCACUAAUGGGGGAGAGCAGGUCACCCCUGGAACUGAGCCCCAGCUGUGAAGUCAGCAGCGCCUGCUCUUCUUCUCCCCCAUCCCCGGCCAGGGACUGCUUAGAAGGGGUCGCCGGCAGGCAAGGGGUCGCCCUGUCCAUGGAAUCCCACCUGCAGUCCGGACUCCAGCUCUCUGCUCCCUCUCAGUCCAGAACGGUGACAUCUUCCUUUCUGAUCAGGGACAUUCUGGCCGACUGCAAGCCCUUGGCCACUUGUGCCCCUUACUCCAGCAACGGGCAACCGGCUGCUCACGACUUGGCCCACUGCUUGGCCAGCAAGGCUACCGACGACUUCAGGGACAAACUGGACAAGAGCAGCAGCUCCACCUCUUCAGAAUCCGAAUACAAAGGUAAAGUGAAAGAAGAAGGGGACCGGGAGAUCUCCAGUUCCAGGGACAGCCCCCCAAUGAGGCUGAAGAAGCCCCGGAAAGCCCGCACCGCAUUCUCAGACCAUCAGUUGGCGCAGCUGGAGAGGAGCUUUGAGCGCCAGAAGUAUCUGAGUGUGCAGGACAGGAUGGAACUGGCAGCCUCUCUCAACCUCACCGACACCCAAGUCAAGACCUGGUACCAGAACAGAAGGACAAAGUGGAAGAGGCAGACGGCUGUUGGACUUGAACUGUUGGCUGAGGCGGGAAAUUACUCCGCCCUCCAGAGGAUGUUUCCUUCCCCGUAUUUCUAUCCCCAAAGCCUGAUGUCCAAUUUGGAUCCAGGAGCUGCCUUGUAUCUUUAUCGAGGACCCACUGCACCACCUCCAGCAUUGCAGAGACCUCUGGUACCCAGGAUUCUCAUUCAUGGACUUCAAGGGGGAAGUGAACCCCCACCAGCACUGCCUCCUCUGACAGGGGUUCUACCCAGGGCAGCUCAACCACGAUGAACAAAGCUAACAUGCCCUCUACAACGUUUGCAGGUGCCAACAAUAUGGACUAGAGCACAGCACCAACGCAAAGGUGACCUCAGCUCCAGGAUGGACUGUACAUAAAAAGAGCUCGUUGGGAAAGGCAAACCCAACAAAGACUUUGUUCUAAAGUGACCUUCUAUCCUCUAGAGGAGACCAGUGGGAAACCUCUCCUGAGAAAAGGGAGAACAUUUUAUGUAUCCAAAUCUACUGUUUAUUUCUCAGAAACGGCAAACGCACAUUUGAAUGGGAUGUGAAAAACCAUCAUUUGGGUUCUAUGUCUACAGAGAAGCCUCAGUUGGGCCUUUUCAAUUCAAGUUUUCAUUGGAGGUCCAACCCUUCUACAGCUUAUCAAGGUUACUGAUCAUAGAUCCAAGAAUAUCUAGGGCAGCAAAGUUUUCACCCCAAACCUCACUCUAACUGGCCUUCAGGCUGGGCCCCCUUAGCUCAUAACAAGGUUACAGAUAUAUAGAAACAUUGGGGUCACCCUGCUAUAGUUCCAGGGGUACCCAGGGCACAAAUAAGCACUCACCCCAAAUCUCCCUCUAACUGGCCUUCAAGCUUUCUGAGAAAUAAGCAGGGGAGAGUUUUGUGAUAAUGGUGUUUAUAAUCCUUGUAUAAUAUCCAUGCCAAUCCAUCCCUAUUUAUACAGAUUGCCACUAAGCCAGCAAGUUUACUGUAUAUUAUAAUGAUCACUAUAAGCGACACUGGUGUAUAUAUCUAUAUAUAAAUAUAUAAAGAAGGAUAAUAUAUACAUUUAGAUAUAUGUGUCCUUAAAGCCGAGGCGUUGGAGCAAAGAUAUGCAAUGGAGGAGGGAGCUGGCUUCGCAUGUACAUUUCUUGGACCACAGAGGGUUAAAGGUUCUUGAAUUCUGAUGCUGUUAUGUAUGAGUUAAUUAUUUCCGCACCUUGUUUACCAAAUCCCUAAAGUCACAGCGGGGACCACCAUAGUCCCCUUUAAUGUGAAACCUGAAAUGUUUUAAGUUAGUCUGACAUUAGCUCCAUAUUUACAUAGGACAGCCCUGUAGACCCCAAAUUAGAAGUGGGUGGAGCUCCUGGCAGAUCGGGCAUUGUCCUGCUUUUUAAUAUUUGGUUGUUUGGAGAGAUUCCCUCCCCUACUAAGCUGGCAAUGAGGUUUAAAAGGAAUAUAGUAGAAAUUAAGAAUCAAAUUCCAGGUUGAUAGGGUCAGUGACCCCCUGGCAACCGAACAAAGUCCAAUAACGAUGAAUUUCUUGCGUCCCCCAAUAUAAAAGCAUAGAGCUUAUUCACUUGUCCGACUGAAGCGACAAUGUACUUUAUGUUAGUUGAUGCCUUGGAUCUGAAACCGCAGCCCUUACACAACUAGGGUUGCCACCUCAAAAAAUACAGGCAUUCCUAUAUAUUUAUCUUUUUUCCCUAUUUAUAACAUUGGGAUCAACCAUAAUUUUUACUGGCCAGGCCGGUAAAAUACCGACCAGGUGGCAACCCUAUAUACGCAGAUGGAAAUCCGGUGCCAUUCGCACUGAUUCUCUAUAGACGAAUGGCGGCUUAAGUGGGAAAAAGAACACAUUUUAACCCUUUAGUGCCAAACCAGCUUGCUCUGAAAUUUACGGAACUGAUGUGGAGACGAACCUCCCCUCCCCACAGAAAACAAACCGCUUCCUGCGGCAGGACGCAAGCCUUCGCUCCGAGGAAGUCAUACAAACUUUGUACUAAACCCUGUAAAUAGACGGAUAUAUUAUUUAUUUGUUUGAGAGGGGGAAAGGGACCUUCUUUUAUUUUAGGAAAUAUCUGGUUAAAGACGUUUAAAAAUAAUUUAAAAAAAAAAGCUACCCAAACAUAUUGUCUCUUUUUACCCCCGCUAUUACCUUUUCCACGUGCGACUUGUAAUAAAGACAUCAAAU
Messenger RNA from Xenopus laevis (African clawed frog), 3805 nucleotides. RefSeq names its product BarH like homeobox 1 S homeolog (gene barhl1.S). Gene Ontology annotation, biological process: regulation of transcription by RNA polymerase II; regulation of DNA-templated transcription. Gene Ontology annotation, cellular component: nucleus. The transcript is spliced from 3 exons. Bases 913 to 1902 code for a protein of 329 amino acids. The record is from RefSeq and is a predicted model, not a curated record. Gene Ontology annotation, molecular function: DNA-binding transcription factor activity, RNA polymerase II-specific; DNA binding. NCBI's taxonomy places the organism in Eukaryota, Metazoa, Chordata, Amphibia, Anura, Pipidae.